Exaiptasia diaphana is the source of this 711-nucleotide messenger RNA. RefSeq lists its product as uncharacterized. The record is from RefSeq and is a predicted model, not a curated record. Gene Ontology annotation, biological process: DNA integration. Gene Ontology annotation, molecular function: nucleic acid binding. NCBI's taxonomy places the organism in Eukaryota, Metazoa, Cnidaria, Anthozoa, Actiniaria, Aiptasiidae. The transcript has a single exon. Bases 1 to 711 code for a protein of 236 amino acids.
AUGUCAACACAGAUUGAAGACACAGUGUCAACUUGUAACACCUGUCAACAACACAAAACSAAUAACACGAAAGAGCCUCUACUUCGACAUAAACUACCACAACGGCCAUGGCAACGAGUAGCGACGGACUUGUUUGAAUACAAGAAACGACCACAUCUACUCGUAGUUGACUACUACAGCCGAUAUCCGGAAGUGGCUGAACUGAGAGAUAUGAAGGCGAAARCAAUAAUCAACAAAAUCAAGUCAUUCUUUAGCAGACACGGAAUCCCAGAUGAAGCUACAUCAGACAACGGUCCCAACUACGCUUCCCAGGAAUUUAAAGAGUUCGCCAGUGACUAUAUAUACGGUUUCAAGCAUACUAUCACUAUCCCGAGAUAUCCUCAGUCAGGGGGGCUGCAUGAGAAGACCGUACAAACUGUUAAAUCCACGCUCAAGAAAGUGGAGGAAUCAGGCGAGGAUGUUUAUCUCGCGCUACUGGACUAUCGCAAUAMUCCAGUAGAUGGCGUUAGCCCCGCACAAGCCCUGAUGAAUAKGUCUCUAAAAUAUACAAUGCCCACAACUCCACAGAACUUAAAACCUUCGUUGACAAACCACGACAGUUUCAUAGCCAGAAGACAGGAAAAUCAACAAAAACAGAGCAAAUACUAUGACCGAUCAGUAUGUAUAACCGUCUGUUAUUGCCACUUAAGGAUAAAGAAGAGAUCAGAAUGA